Messenger RNA from Drosophila ficusphila, 4852 nucleotides. It is a transcript of the gene salr, whose product is annotated as homeotic protein spalt-major. Gene Ontology annotation, molecular function: RNA polymerase II cis-regulatory region sequence-specific DNA binding; DNA-binding transcription factor activity, RNA polymerase II-specific. Gene Ontology annotation, biological process: regulation of transcription by RNA polymerase II. Gene Ontology annotation, cellular component: nucleus. The record is from RefSeq and is a predicted model, not a curated record. NCBI's taxonomy places the organism in Eukaryota, Metazoa, Arthropoda, Insecta, Diptera, Drosophilidae.
UCGCAGGACGUCGCUGCCUCAGUCGCCGCCAUUCGCUCUCUCCGGCCGCGCGGGGGCGCCACCCGCACUCGCAGUCGCCAAAAAGGACAUUCCGACGUUGCGCCAACGCUAACGCCACUCGCUUCGUUACUCGCACUCGCACUCGGUUUUCGAGAUUCUCGGACUCGUUUUGCAGCCCGAGAUUCCGAUUCCCGAUUCCGAUUUCGAUUCUUGGCCAUAGUUUCAGUCGGCGAGCCAAAAAGCAGCCUGCCAGUCGAGAGCGCCUUUCCCAGAAAACCCAGAGCCCAGAGCCCAGAACCCAGAACUUGGGGCUCAGAACUCACAACUCAGAGGCCAAGAAGAUUGGCACUUCCUAAAGUUUAACGGUACCGCAGUGCGUUUUUAUUACCGCCGCCUCCGCUGCCUACGCAUCUACAUAUAUACAAGUACAUAUCCGUGUGUAUGCGCACACGGACACGCAGUGGUGUGCGUGCGGGGGGCGGGGGCAUGCGAAUGUGAGUGAGUGUGAGUGCGUGUGGGCUGAGCGGUCGCGCGUGUUUAAUUAAUCAUAAAAUCUACAUCUCGAGCCGCAAAAGUAAAAAGUAACUCGCCAGCAAACAAAAAACCCAAAAACAAAUCCAAACGUUGAAGGAACGGAAAGAGAGGGUGAAAGCGGGAGGGGAAUGGCGAGAGGGGGCGUUAUGUGCAAUAAACUCGAUUUUGGACCCAACUGAAUCCUGUGCGAAAACCAACGCUCUGCUUUGCCGACGGCAUCCGUGAGAUACUUAACCCCAAAAAGAUGGUGAACAAAGGAUAGUAAAAACUAACGGAAGGAAAAGGAGCACGGCGCCAAAAUCACGGAGCGGUCCAUGAUCAGACCUCAGCGGCAAUUGGGAUCAGGAGGUGAGCGCUUCCGAUCGAGAGGAUAAUGUGUUCAAUAUUUCGCAACCGCAUCAAUUACCGUGGCACUGGCGGUACGAGGAGCGGCAGCGGGGAGCGGGACAGGGAUCGCGAUCGGGAGAGGGACAGGGACAGGGAUAGGGAGCGGGACAGGGACAGGGAUAGGGACGCCCUGCUGGCCAAGGAGCUGGAUGCGGAUAGCAACAACAAUGGCACCGAGCCGCAAAUGGAGACGCAGGCGGUUCCGGAGUCCGAGGAUGCGGAAAGGGAGUUGGCCGAGGAUCAGGACCGGGAUCUGGAGAACAGCAACGAGGCGCUGGAUCUCUCGCUGAUCCCCUCCAGCGGUCGGGGCUCCCUUCCCGGAAGUGGUCACGUCUCGCUGGAGGCAUUGCAGCAUACCAAAGUGGCGGUGGCCCAGUUCGCCGCCUCGGCGAUGGCGGGUGGCCACCAGUCCGCUGAUUUGGCCAUGGUGCAGUCCACCAUCUUCAACGUGCAGCGGCAGCACCUGAUGCAGCUGCAGCUCAUCCAGCACCUGCAGAGUCAAUUGAAAAGGGCGGAGGCAGUGGCCUUGGGUCGCCAGCUUCCGAGUGAUGAAGAAGAGGAUCAGGAGCAGGAUCAGGAGGAGGAGCAGGAACAGGAGAAGGAGAAGGAGCGGGAGUCCAAGAAGCCACCAAGCAAUGGAUUAAAGCAGGAGGAGAUGGAGGAGAAUGAGGAGGAGGAGAGGGAGCGGGAGAGGGAGGAGAAGGAGCGGGAGGAGAGUUCAAAGACUGACAAGAGGAACGCAGAGGAGCAGAAGACCGACUACCAACCCAUGAUGUGCGACAUCAGCUCGAGCUUGGCCUCCAGCAUCAUCACCAACCACGAUCCGCCGCCGGCGCCCAACGAGCCCAAUUGCUUGGAGAUGCUGCAGCGGCGGACGGAGGAGGUGCUGGACUCCGCCUCCCAGAGCCUGCACGCCGCCCAGAUGCAGGAGGAGUACUCCGAGUACGCCUCCAAGGAGGCCCAGAGUCGCGGCGAGAUCUUCAAGCACCGCUGCAAGUACUGCGGCAAGAUCUUCGGCAGCUACUCCGCCCUGCAGAUCCAUUUAAGAUCGCACACCGGCGAGCGACCCUUCGUGUGCAACGUCUGCGGCAGCAAGUUCACCACGAAGGGCAACCUGAAGGUCCACUACCAGCGGCACACGCAGAUCUUCCCGCCCAUGCUGCUGCCACCAGGAGUGGCGCCCAACGUGGGGCAUUCGGGGCAGGGGCAGGCUGACCUGUAUCCCCCUCGCCUUCCCUUCGCUCCUCCAGUGGCGCCUGGAGCUCAGGAGCAGGCUCACCAGCCAGUGGAGGAGCAGGAGGAAGUCCGACUGGAGGUUCCCACUCAGCAGGCUGAAGAUCUGAGCAAACCAAUGCCUAGGGAAAAGGAGAAGUCCCAUUCACCCGUGGAGAGGGUCAAGACCCCCAAAGAGCCGAAGCCAGAAGUUGUGCCACCGGAGCCAAAGCCCGAGAAGGAGGUCACCAAACCAGUGGCGACCCCGUCGCGUCGCAAUGGUUCCGUUCGCAAGCGACAGACGAGCAACACAGGGAGUCCUCCGCAAGAGGAAAGGGAACGAGAGCGAGAUCUCGCCGAGCACCUGCACAUAGCUAAGCUGGUGAGACGCUCCUCUGCGAGCAGGGAAGCCCAGCCAGCGGAGUACUCCCUCGCUCAGAUGGAGCGCAUCAUCGACAAGUCCUGGGAGGACCUCAUCGAGAUCGACAAGACGUCGGAGACCUCGAAGCUGCAGCAGCUGGUGGACAACAUCGAGAACAAGCUCACGGAUCCCAACCAGUGCAUCUUCUGCCAGAAGGUCAUGUCCUGCCGGAGUUCCCUGCAGAUGCACAUAAGGACGCACACCGGGGAGCGUCCCUUCCGCUGCAAGAUCUGCGGAAGGGCCUUCGCCACGAAGGGGAACCUCAAGGCCCACAUGAGCAUCCACAAGAUCAAGCCGCCGAUGCGGAGCCAGUUCAAGUGCCCCGUGUGCCACCAGAAGUUCUCCAACGGCAUCAUCCUGCAGCAGCACAUCCGCAUCCACACCAUGGACGAUGGCAGUGGUGGUCAGGCUGGCUCCUCUGCCAAUCCCGGAGAGGCAGAGCGGCUGGGAAUCGAGGACCAGAACUCGAACAAGUCGCUGGGAACGUCGGACACCCUGGACUUCUCCACCACCAUCUCGGAUCACUCGGGUCAGAGGUCGGAGUCCUCGCAGGGCGGGGAUUUCGACGAGUUCAUGACCAUGGACAGCACAGACGAUUCCAGGGACAACUCGAGUGCAGCCACAGCUACUCCUCAUCCGCUGGAAAGGGAAAGGGAUAGAGAGGGAGUAAGGGAUCGGGAUAGGGAAAGGAGGAUGCCCAACGAUCCCUCUGAAGAGAGAUCCCACUCCAAUCCCGAUUUGGGCGGAGGACGCAGCGAGAGUGGGGAAAUCCCCGCCAUGGAUCUCUCCUCGCCUUCUUCAGCCUCCGGUCGAAUCUUCGCCAGCGGUCUGCCCAACGGGAGUUCUGGAGGAGGGGGUUCCGGAAGCGGAGGUCUCCCCAUGCUCGGGAUGCCCAUGCCCCCCAAUCUCCUCCUCAUGGCCGCCGCCCGCGAGGAGAUGCACGCCCUCGGCCACGCCCACGCCAAAUUCCCCCUGCUGCCCUUCGGUCCUCUCGGAUUCAUGGGUCUGCACCCGCCCCCCAAUGUGUGCAAUUUCUGCUUCAAGAUGCUGCCCAGCCUGGCCGCCUUGGAGAGCCAUCUGCAGAGCGAACAUGCCAAAGAACCGGCGACGGGCCACGCCCACCGCCCCCACAGCAGUGACGCGGGAUCACCGUACGGUGCAAAGCUCACUCUCAAUCCAAAUCUGUUUGCGAAGAAGCCGCCUUCCUCCUCGAAUGACAAGUUGCCGGAGCCAUCUGCCCAGCCCUUCGCCCCCGAGAAUCCCCCGGCGACGCCGAUCAAAGAGGAUCCCGACCAGGAGCAGUUGAUGGCGGAGGAGGGGGCAUCGGCUGGCGAAGGAUCCGCUAGUGGAGCUGCCCCGAAUUACCAGCAGGAAUCUGGGGAUGCAGAGCAAUCUCUGAUGAAGAUGCAGCUUCAUGCCCAUCGCUUUCCUGCCAGUCCCCUCGACUUCCAGCAGGCUCUGAUGUCCGCAGGACCUCCGACUUCCAGCUUGGAUCCUCCGGUGAACAACAAGCACUUCUGCCACGUCUGUCGGAGGAACUUCAGUUCCAGUUCCGCUCUGCAGAUCCACAUGCGAACCCAUACUGGGGAUAAGCCCUUCCAGUGCAACGUGUGCCAGAAGGCCUUCACCACCAAGGGAAAUCUAAAGGUGCACAUGGGCACCCACAUGUGGACGAAUCCCACUUCGCGACGAGGUCGUCGGAUGUCCUUGGAGCUCCCCAUGCGUCCUGGUCCGAACUCGGGACAGGGUCAUCCUGGAUCGAGUGCCGAGCAGGAGUUCAUGCAGCGGAGACCGGAGCUCUUCUUUCCCUACCUGCCGCCCUUCUUCAAUGGAUUGCCACCAAAGCCCGGUGAACUGAGUCCCGGCGCCUUUCCCAACAUCCCCCCGCCACCGUUCGCCAACGGCGGGAAGUACCCCUAUCCGCCGGGACUGCUGGGAUUCCCCGGCUUCCUGGCCCAGCACCCCUACGGAAUGGAGCGGCGGAGCAGCAGCAAGUCGCCCACGCCGGAGCCGGCGCAGAGUCCUUCGCUGCGGGAGGAGGAGGGAUCGGGGAGCAUCUGGCACCCGCUGAGUCGCAUCAAGGUGGAGAGCAAUCAAAACGAGGCACUGGAGGAUCACCAGGAGGCAGAGGCGGAGGCUGCGGGAGGGGACCACGAGGAGUCGGAGUCCAGGGACGGGGAGAAGUAACCAGGGAGAACGAAAGAGGAGGAACUGAUGAGAUCUUAGUCUUGGAACACACAUGGUUUUUGUGGAGUACAUAUCUUGAGCACUACCCUACGCUAAGCUUCAACUGGCACC